GUGUCAUUUAUACCAAUUAAAAAUUUUACUUUAUUAAUUUAUGAAUUAAACAUAAUUAAUUUUAAUUUUUUCAUCUUCUUCUUCCUCUUCUUCUUUCUCCUCAUCCUUACCCUCCUCUUCUUCUUCACCCUCCUCUUCUUUUUCAGAAUCAUCUUCAUCAUCUUGGGUUCCUCGUGGAACCCAGUGCGGGGUUCACAAGGAACCCAGAUCUGGGUUCCUCAUGAAACCCAACAUUGCGUUAGCGAGGAACCCAGAGCUGGCUAGCUUGGAUCAAAACGGGGAGGACGGGGAGGACCACGGCAAUCUCCGGUUGGGGCAGCCGGAGCUGUACAAGCAAGCUGAUAGGGACGAUCCCAAAGCUCUCCUUGAUGGCGUCGAUGUUGAUGGACUUGUUGGAAUCUUGCGCCAAUUAGGCGAUCUCACUGAUUAUGUUUCUCGCGUUCUUAUUUGAUUUUGCUCUUCAAUUUUGGGGAUUGAUGGUGUUUCUAGUGUUGCAUGAAAAAUUUUGGAAAUUGAUUUUUGUUUUAAUGUUGAGUUUCAUAGUAUGUAUAGAUUGAACUCUGAAGAAUGUGAGGAUUGAUUGAACUGCAGGGGAAGAAUUUAGGCAA
Rubroshorea leprosula is the source of this 608-nucleotide messenger RNA. The record is from the annotation of a GenBank genome assembly. NCBI's taxonomy places the organism in Eukaryota, Viridiplantae, Streptophyta, Magnoliopsida, Malvales, Dipterocarpaceae.